Symbiodinium sp. CCMP2456 is the source of this 2969-nucleotide messenger RNA. NCBI's taxonomy places the organism in Eukaryota, Dinophyceae, Suessiales, Symbiodiniaceae. The record is from the annotation of a GenBank genome assembly.
AUGGAGGCGGCGCAACGCCCCCUCUAUGAGAGGGCCCUGACGGCUAUGCAGGCGAUGCAAAAUGCCAGCAGGGCAUGGCUGAAUACCAUUGCAGCCAUACAGUUCCUGUCGAUCCUUCUUAUCGGCAUGAAAGGGUGUGCGGCUGGUGGAAAAGCCAGCAAAGGCAAGGCCACUGGCCUUGCUGGAAUGGCGAGGUGCGUAUGCAAGGCCUUCAUUGUCUACAGCAUCCUCCCCACCACGGCGGCGGUCCACACGCACACAGUGAGACAUGAACCCCGAACCAGGCCAAAACUCUCUGACAUCCAGCUUUGGAGCACUGGCCAAAUGACCAUGCGAGAGCAGCUUGUUGCUGCCCACACGAGGCUUAUUCUUGAAGCCCCGCUACAACACGGAUCUGGAGAAGCGGCGCUCCCCGUCUACGCGGUCACCCCUCCAGGUGCUCCUCUACCAGAUCAUGAGAAUGAGGAGACUGCAGAGACAACCUUUGAAGAGGCGCACGUCACGGCAUGGAUUGCAUGCCCUUUCUUUGAAAGUGAAAUCGUUGAUGCCUAUUUGGCCUUCCCGCUCAGCGUCGAACGACUCAAAGACACCAUCAAAGAGGCUUGUGCAAUCAUGCCCCACUAUGCGGACGAAUAUGUCCCAACUUCGCCCCAGAUCAGCGACCACUUCGCCAGCUUCAUUGCCCUUCCUGGAUGGAUUCUCCACACAGACAAGGUUGGGUUAGUGAUGGACUGUCGCCUUGUUGGGGGCACAGUCUUCGCUUUCUUUACGGAAGGGCCGCUCACCCUCCAGUGCGUUCGGCAACACGUGAAUGACCUACAGGUGGAGGAAAUUGAUGCUUUCCCCUUCGGGGACCCCAACCCUCUCCUCGAAGGCUUCCCGGUGGCCCCAGUUGUUGGCGGUGUAGUUCAAAUCACAGCGCGAGGUGGAACCCCUCGCUGGUCAGACACUCUUGAGCAUCGCCUACAACAUCCUCGGCGCUGGAACCCCACAGUGGAACCCCCAGGUGCAAGAGAUGGACUCCACUCGGUAUACCAGUCGUCUGACGAUCAGGUAGUGGAACUCAUAGAGUCGGAUGAUGAGAGACCGCUUGAGGUUGCAGCCGCGGAGGCCCUGGAGAUCAAUCACUACGAGAUUGCUGUCCACGCCCCCAAUACGAAAGUAAGGGGGCUCUCGCUUUCCGGCCGGCGUGUUUGGUCACAAAUUGCGGUCCUGGAGGCGGACCAGCCGGAGCCUGGAGACCCCAUUGUCGCCUUCCUAGAUUUGCGGGGGCUGGGAUAUUUUCCACAGUGGGUUCAGCUGCCGCUUCCUCUCUUUAGCCCAAAGGAGUACCUUGACGGUCUACAAAUUGGCGAAGUUCCAGGAUGGGAUGUUGCAGUCAAUGGCGGUGAACCAUCCCUAGACGGCCCAUGGAUAAAACUUGAGCAUGGGGAGGUCCUUGAGCUCUUCAUGCAGAAGCUUGAGUCCAGCUCGGAGGACACUGAGACUAGCCAUCAGGCCAAUGAGGAUGACGAGUCCGAGGACAGCAGCUACACGGACCCCCUCCCGCACUCCUCCGACUUCUCCGAUGGGCCGAGUCCAGCUGGGCCGGGCCCCUUUGGUCCCCCUCCCCCUCAGCCUGUUUCAGGCGAACGCAGCCGCAGCCCAAGACGAAGGUCCUCACUGCAUCCCAUUGAACGCAAGGAUGAUGCAGACCACAGCCCGUCUGAGCUAAAGAUAGCAGAUCAUCUACCGGUGCAGGAGCACGACCUCACACAGGAGACGAUCUUACUACCAGAUGUUCAAGACAAGGCCCUCUCCCUGUUGCGACCAUGGUCUCCUUCAUGGCUAAAGGCUGAGCUCCACUCUUGUGAGCUCAAGCCCACUACUGCCAAGCGAGUUGCAGAACUUGUACAUUGGUCGGACAUUUUGGGCGCAAAUGAACAAAUUGAGCUCAGUAUUUAUACAGAUGGCUCCUGGCUCUCCUCCAAGAAGAUCGGAGGAGAAUGGCCAUGCACAACAGACUUCGCCCGAAGGCUACGUGAUCUACAACGGUGGGCUGACACCAUGCUGCAUGCCCCGAUCAAGUACAGGCAUGUCAAAGCCCACGUAGGCGAGCCCUACAAUGAGCUCGCUGACUCGAUUGCCAAAGCGGCGGCGCAGGGCAUUUCUUUCGCAGCCCCACCGGCAAGCGCAAUUGCUGUCCUGCUGAAUGCCGACCUCUCCUGGCUCUCUCUCACCUCUUCGCCUCGCCUCGACGCUGCUUACCCCUGGGCCGCGGGCCCAGCCUUGAGAUGGCACAGAGAUGAGCACGAGCUGUCCAACCUCCAGCCGCAACAGCUCAUCCCUACCACUGCCAGAACCUUUGAUCAAGCACAUCGAGAUGGUGUUGAUUUUGAGACUGUGGUGGUGACAUGGAAUGUCCAAGGCCUAGGUGGGCAGCACCGCUACAUUGAGGAGCAGCUACAAGAGGUCAAGUUGCUCAUCAUCUCGGUUACCAUUGGCAAUGUGAAGAUCAUUAUCUUUUCGGCACACUGCCCCCACAGCGGCCAGAGGGAGGAAGCAAGGAGCUUCCUUCAGCAUCUCCGGCGAGAACUCCGGCCCCGCAGCAGCACUGCCCUCAUCAUCGGCGGCAUUGACCUCAAUGGACGUAUGACAGUCGAGGUCUCUGGGGUAACCGGUGACCUGCAGUACGGAGACCAAGAUGAAACGGGCGCUGAGGCAGCUGACCUUUGUAAGGAUCUUGGACUAUGGGUGCCUACUACCUACAGCAGAUACCACCGAGGACAGUCAGCCACUUUUCGCCACCCCCAGGGCACGGAGCACCGCAUUGACUACCUCUGGCAGGGAGGAGCUGCUGCGGUGCACGAAGCCAGUAGCAGAAUCCUGACAGGCUUCGACUCGGGCAGUGCAGGUGACGACCACUGGCCAGUCUUGGCAAUCUUCCGGGGCAUCCUUCAGCCCAUCAAGGACAUUGUCCGCCUAUGGAG